AUGAGACCCUCAGCUGGAGGCCGGGCGUCGAUCCGGUGCCCCUGGCUCCUGCUCUUGCUCCUGGCCGCCUGCCAGUUGGUGCUCUCCUCCCUGUUCCUUCCCCUGGUUUCGGGCCUGCCCGCACGGGACCCCCAUGCCCUGGUGGCCCAGUUGACCAAUGACAGUGUGGCCCAAAUGGCUCGGUCCGAGGCCGAUGCCUUGGCCCUUGCCCUGAAGGCGGCCGGCGGCGACCAGCGCAUGGUCCUGGCCCUGUACUACGGGCUGCGGUUCAACUGGGACGCCGGCCACCAGGCGAAUGCCCUGGCCGGGCUGGAUGCGUCGCCCGUGUGCCCGGACUCCUGCCCGGGGAAUUGCGACAAAUACGGCUGCAUCAGCUGCCCCCGCGGCAUGGGCAUGGCCUUCGACGACAGCACCUACUGCACGCAAAUGUGGGAGUACUGCCAGCUCCAGAUGAUUCCCUCCGAGGAUGGCGCCGAGGUGGACCCGGAUGCCGAUGGCACCAUCGGCAUCUUCUGCCCCUCCGGCUGCAUGAUCUACGACCGGGGCAGUCGCCAGUGCGUCCAGUGCUUUGAUGGGUAUUCCCAGGUCGGCAACCUGUGCAUCCAGUGCCCCUGGGAUUGCUACCAUUGCAGCAGCUAUGAUUACUGCUCUUCCUGCUACAUGGGUUACUACCUGAGUGGGGGGAGUUGCCUGUCCUGCUCGGCGAACUGCUCCAGCUGCACCUCGGCCACCAGCUGCUCAUCCUGCUUCACCAAUCACUUCAAGCAUCUUGGUGGCUGUGUGGCCGCCUGCCCGGGUGGCUACUUCGCGUCCGGCGAUGCGUGUGCCUCCUGCUCGGCCAACUGCAACUCCUGUUCCUCCGGCUCCGUGUGCACCUCUUGCAAAAGUGGCUACUUCCGGCACAACAAUGCCUGCGUGUCCUCCUGCCCGAGCGGCUUCUUCGGUGCGAGCGGUGCGUGCUCCUCCUGCUCGGCCAAUUGCACGGCCUGCACUUCCGGCACCAACUGCACGGCAUGUGCCGCGAGCUACCUCCGGCACAAUGGCAGCUGUGUGGCCUCCUGCCCGUCCGGGUUCUUCGCCUCGAGCGGCGCCUGUGCGGCUUGCUCGGCCAACUGCACGGCUUGCUCCUCGGCAAGUGCAUGCACCACCUGUGCCACGAACUACUUCCGGCACAAUGGCGGCUGUGUGUCCUCCUGCCCGAGUGGCUUCUUCGCCUCGGGCGGAUCUUGCCUCGCGUGCUCGGCCAACUGCACGGCCUGCUCCUCGGCCAGCGUCUCCUGCUCCGCCUGCCUGCCGGAUCACUACGUGCAUCUGGGCGCCUGUGUGUCCUCCUGCCCGAGCGGCUUCUUUGUGUCCGGCGGGAGUUGCAAGGCCUGCUCGGCCAACUGCACGGCCUGCUCCUCGGCCACGGCCUGCACCACCUGCGCCUCGGGCUACCUGAAGCACAAUGAUGCCUGCGUGUCGGCCUGCCCGGUGGGCUACUUCGCGGAUGGGCCAGCCUGCUCGGCCUGCUCGGCCAACUGCAAUGAGUGCACCUCGCCGAGCGUGUGUACCAAUUGCAAGAGCAACUUCUUCCGGCACAACAACGCCUGUGUGUCCUCCUGCCCGAGCGGCUUCUUCGGCAGCGGCAGUGUGUGCUCCUCGUGCUCCGGCAACUGCGACACCUGCACCUCCGGCAGCCACUGCACCACCUGCGCCGCGGGCUACCUGAUGCACAACAGCGCCUGUGUGGCCUCCUGCCCGGGGGGCUUCUUCAAGGAUGGGGCCAUCUGCUCGGCCUGCUCCAGUGGCUGCGGGUCCUGCACCUCGGCCAGCUCCUGUGGCGUUUGCUUGCCGGGUUUCUUCCUGCACCAUGGCGCCUGCGUGGGCUCCUGCCCGACGGGCUCCUUUGUGGAGGGCUCCCAGUGCACGGACUGCUCGGCCAACUGCGCUGUCUGCACUUCGCCGACCUCCUGCACCACCUGCUCGGCCGGGAACUACCUGCACAACGGGGCUUGCGUGGCCACGUGCCCGUCGGGGUUCUUCUCCGGCAGCGGCCGGUGCACGGCCUGCUCCAGCCAUUGCACGGCCUGCUCCUCGGCCAGCAACUGCACUGCCUGCGCCGCGCCCCACUACCUGCACAAUAGGGCCUGCGUGGACAGCUGCCCGGCCGGGUUCUUCCCGGAUGGGGCCCGGUGUGCCGGCUGCCCGGACACCUGUGCCUCCUGCACUUCCACCUCCAGCUGUGUUUCCUGCCUGCCGGGCUUCUCCCUGUUCGAGGGCCGAUGCUUGUCCGCCUGCCCGGAGGGCUACUUCGACACCGGGGCCGAGGAGGGCGCCUGCGAGCCGUGUCUGCUGGGCUGCCGCGAGUGCAAGGCCGUCGACCGGUGUGGCCGGUGCCGGCUGGAUCUCCUGGUGCUGGAGGGCGGUCCGGAUGAGCCGGACCGGUGUGUGGCCAACUGCCCGGUGGGGCUGGCGGCCCAGGGCGACCGGUGCGUCGGCUGCGGCCCGGACUGCGCCGCCUGCUCCACUCCCGAGCAGUGUGACACCUGCCAUGGGGGCUUCCUCCUGCAUGGAGAUGCCUGUGUGGCAUCGUGCCCGGGCGGGUUCUUCGCUUCCAAUGGAGCAUGCCUGGCCUGCUCGGACAAUUGCGACGCCUGCACCUCGGCCAGCAACUGCACGACCUGCCUGGGCGGGUACCUUCGCCAUGCGGGGGCCUGUGUGGCCGCCUGCCCGGCGGGGUUCUUCCCUUCCGCCGGGGCAUGCCAGAGCUGCUCGGCCCAUUGCACCGCCUGCGCCUCGGUGGCCACCUGCACGGUGUGUGCCCCGGGCCAUUACCUGCACCAGGGGGCCUGUGUGGCCGCCUGCCCGGCGGGGUUCUUCCCCUCCGGCGGGGCCUGUGCCGCCUGCUCGGCCCAUUGCGACACCUGCGCCUCGGACACCCACUGCACCGUCUGUGCCCCGGGGUACCUGAUGCAUGGUGGUGCCUGUGUGGGCUCCUGCCCGACGGGCUUCUUUGCCGAUGGCCCCACCUGCGCGGCGUGCUCGGCCGACUGCGCCAAGUGCACCUCGGCCAGUGUCUGCACCGCUUGCGAUGUCGGGUCGCUCCUGCACAGGGGGGCCUGUGUGGGCGCCUGUCCGGGGGAGUUUUUCCCGCUGCAGGAUACCUGCCAGGCUUGCCCGGAGCAUUGUGACACGUGUGCCUCGGCCGAUGCCUGUGACACCUGCCUGGUGCCGUACCUGCUGCAUGAGGGGGCCUGCCUGAGCAGUUGCCCGGUUGGCACGUUUGCCGACCCCACGGGCGUGUGUGCCGGCUGCCCGGCCGGGUGUGACGUUUGCACGGCCGGCGACCGGUGCGACCGCUGUGCCGGGGCCCUGGCCCUGCUGGAGGGGCGCGAGUGCGUCGGGUCCUGCCCGGUGGGUUACUUCCGCCAGGAGGGCACCAUCCACACGUGUGAGCCCUGCCAUCCGCUGUGCGCCGCUUGCUUCGGGCCCGGGGCCUAUGACUGCACGGCCUGCCCGCAGCCGUUGGUCAUUCGCCAGCCCAUCCCGCCGGUGGUGCCGGCCCUGACCGAGGGCCCGUGCGUGCCGGAUUGCCUGAACGACCCGUCGCAGUGCGCCGAGUGCGAGGACAAUUGCGACCUCUGCCGGGCCCUGCCCAAUGAUGAUACCUACUGUUUGGCCUGCAGCGAGCCGGGGCUGGCGCUGGAUGGUAAGUGUGUGGAAAGUUGCCCGGCCGGCCAUGCGCCGAUGGUGGCGGCUGGCUAUUGUGCCCGCUGCUCCGGGGCAUGUGGCGAUGCGUGCACCGGCUCCGGCAGCAACCAGUGCCUCAACUGCCCGCCGGGGAAGCUCCUCCAGGGGGGCGAGUGCCGUGACGCCUGCGCGGCCACCGGCUGGUUCCAGUCUUCGCCGAGCACCUGCACCCGGUGCGACAGCACCUGCCUGCAGUGUGUCGGCACCGGGCCCACCGACUGUGUCACCUGCCCCCGGGGGUCCUUCCGUUUGUCCCCGUCCGAGGGUCUCGGCAGCCGGUGUGUGCCCACCUGCCCGGAUGGCCAGUUCCCGGACCAUGGGCAGGCCGCCUGCCAGGCGUGCUCGGCCGAAUGUGCCACCUGCUCCGGCCCGGACACCUGCCUGACUUGCCGGCCGGGCGAGUGGCUGCUGCCGGACGGCGCCGGCUGUGUGGCCGCGUGCCCGGUCGGCAUGGUGCCCCUGGAAAAGGGGGCCUCUCGCCAGUGUCUGGCCUGCUCGGCCGGGUGCGUCGACUGCCGCCUGGACCCGCAGGAAGCCGCCCGCUGUGCCCAGUGCGAGGAUGGCCUUCUGCUGCAGGUGUCGGGACAGUGCGCGGCCGGCUGUCCGGCCAGGCAAUUCGAUGAGGCUGGCGCCUGCCGGGCAUGCGAUGUGCAGUGUGCCCAGUGCCAGGGUGCCAGCAGCCACUGCACCGGGUGCGCCCAGCCGACCCCCCUGCUGCGCCCGGAUGCCGGCCAGUGUGUGAGCAGCUGCCCUUCGGGCGAGGUCCAGGCCCCGGGCGAUGGUGGCACUUGCCUGCCCUGUGACCCGGGGUGUGCCGAGUGCAGCGCCCCGGGGGAUCCCCAGGCAUGCACCGCCUGCCCAUCGGCCUGGCAUCUGCUCCGGGGCGCCUGUGUCGAGGCCUGCCCCGAGGCGCACUUCUCGGAUGUCGGCACUUGCCGGGCCUGCCAUGAGGAUUGCCUUGCGUGCACGGGCCCCAGCUCGAAGGAGUGCCUGGCUUGCCGGGCGCCCGGGCUGCUGGUGCUGAAUGGAGCGUGUGUUGACCGGUGCCCGGAGGAUGGGUUCUGGCUCGACACCGAGGCCGCCACCUGCCGGGCGUGCGUCAGCGGAUGCACCGUCUGCGAGCAGGGAGCCUGCUCGGCGUGCCAGGCGGACCUGGUGCUGCUCGAGGACCGGGUGCCCUCCUGCCUGUCGACCUGUCCGCCGGGGAUGUUUGCCGACCGGGCUGGGGACCACAGCCGGGCUUCCUCCCGGUGUGUGGCCUGUGCCGAGGACUGUCACACGUGCUCCGGGCCGGAGCCCGGUCAGUGCGAGCUGUCCUGGUGCCAGGCCGAGGGGACGUGCUCGCGUUCGGCUCGCUCGGUGGUCCUGGGCGUGGCGGUCGGCGUGUCGGUGGGGCUGCUGCUGCUGUUGAUCAUCCUGAUCGUGGUGUUUGCGGUCUGCCGUCGGCGCUACGCGACUGGCCUGGUGAAGGCCGCCGUCGAGGAUGACGCCGACCGGACGGUCAUGAACACCAUGCUCGAUCUCUCGAUGCCGGGGUUCAUGUUGUGCUCCUUCCAUGAGGACAUCCGCCUGGAUGAGGCCAGUGGGGACAUCGGCUCCGGCACGCAGGCGGCCAUUGUUUCCGCCACCGCGCUCAAGCCGUCGCUGGUGAAGUUGGCUGGCAGCUCGCCGAUUGUGGUCAAGUGUCUGCACAACGCCGACAAGCCUGACUUGCUCCCAUCGGACCCGCUGUUGGCCAUGUUCCGGAAUGAGCUGUCGAUCAUUUGGGCCCUGCAAGCUUCGCCGAAUGUGGUUCGCCUGCUUGGCUACUGCGAAUCGCCCGCGGCGAUGAUCCUGACCCGCGAGCCAACCGACCUGCAUCGGCUCCUGAACCGCGAGGAGCCCAUCUCCAUGGAGGACUCGCGUGCGCUUCUGCAUGGGCUGUGUACGUGCCUCGAGGGGCCUUCCCACCUUGAGCAUCGCUCUAUCCUGCGGACCUUCGGCCAGCCGUCCGUCGCCCUGCUGGCCAUUGACCACAUGGCGGCCGACGUCUAUUCCCUGGGCUCGGUCGUGUGGCAUGUGCUGACGCAUGAGCGCCCGUGGACCGGCCUCAGCCAGGACUCCGUGGUGGCCAGUGUGGUUGGUGGCCAGCUGCCCAGCUCGCACGGCUCCCCGCCGGUGGCUGACACCGGUGACGCCCUGGUGGCUUGGGCCUUGGCCACUCUUCCCGGCAUGUGGCACCUGGAGCCGAUGCGGCGCCCGAAACUGGCCAGCCUCGCGGCCGAAUGCCAGGCGCAAGCAUGA
Messenger RNA from Fonticula alba, 6015 nucleotides. RefSeq lists its product as hypothetical. The transcript has 10 exons. NCBI's taxonomy places the organism in Eukaryota, Rotosphaerida, Fonticulaceae. The record is from RefSeq and is a predicted model, not a curated record. Gene Ontology annotation, biological process: protein phosphorylation. Bases 1 to 6015 code for a protein of 2004 amino acids. Gene Ontology annotation, molecular function: protein kinase activity; ATP binding.